CGAAUUGGUGCAUCGGAGGCCACACCGAACUGCUCAAGGGAUACCCUUGUCAUGCCAUGAAGUUAGAACUCUAAUUCAUCAAACAGUACUUCUCCCUAAAACAAUAAUGGACAUUUUUCUCUAAUAACCUCCGAAAAAUAUCUCCAUUAUCAGAUCUAACCUUACCCUCGGCUGUAUAAGUAGCUUCUCUCCUCUAUCUGAGUUUCAUCGUCAACAAGCUUUUCUUCGCUUUCGAUCAUAGUAUUUGGCGUUUCUUUUCAUUCUAUGUUCAAGGUAUAGGGAGUUGGGAAGAUAAUUCAAAUUCUAAUCAAUGACGCCUGCACAAGACCCUUUUUAUAUAGUAAAAGAAGAGAUUCAAGAGUCCGUAAGUUUGCAUCCCUGUUUUUUUCUUUCUUGUAUUAUUUUGUUUUUGCAACAUGCUAUGAACUAUUCUUCCAAUCGAAAAAUAUAUAUAGAUGCUGCUGCUGCUGCAGAGUUUGAUUUCUCAUGGGUGUCUGGAGUGUAUGCAUUCAUGGGCCACUAUGGCCCCAUCAAGAAUUUGUCGAUCUUUGACAAAAGCACUCUGGGAUGGCGAAAUGACCAAGGGAAGGACCUUCUUCAGGUGAGAGGUCAGGACCUUGGAGAUGAUCUUAUAGGUAGAGUUGACCAGGUUAAUCAGGCAAUAGUCUUUCAGCUGUUGGGCUCCUUUUAUCUUAGGGACCAAGGGGUGAAAAUAGAUUUUCCUGCCAUCGCAAGGGUCUUUUGCACCAAGGCUGCCUCUUCAGAAGGGUUUGAAGGUGCGCCUUACUUUGAUUAUUUAAGGUAGGUAGAUGAAUUGGACAAGGCGAUUGCAGUGGCAGCUAGGGAUCCAUCCUGGUAUGGCAUUGAUGAAUUUGAGCUUGAAAAGCGACGGAGGUGGACCAGUGGUGCUCGUAAUCAGGUGGCCACAGUGAGGAAAGCUUUGGAAGCUGCUAAAGAGAAGAAUAGUCUCGGUCAAAAUGGGAUGCGGCGGGAGCUUAUGAAGUUACCUAAUGACCAUGGGGCUGGUAGGUCGAGCCAGUAUCCAGACCCACAAGGCAAUGAUGAUUUCAUCUCAUCAGAAUCGGAUCGACAAGUGCUUCUCAUAAAGCAGCAAGAUGAAGAGCUGGAUGAGCUUAGUGCGAGCGUGCAGAAGAUUGGAGGCAUAGGGCUCACCAUACAUGAAGAACUUAUGGGUCAGGAGAAACUUUUAGAUGAUUUGAACUCAGAAAUGGACAGAACAGCAAACAAGCUUGACUUUGUUCAGAAAAAGGUGGCCAUGGUUAUGAAGAAAGCUGGGCUGAAGGGGCAGAUAAUGAUGAUAUUGUUUCUGUUCCUUAUCUUUGUGGUUCUUUUCAUUUUGGUUUUCUUCACAUAAAUCUACAGUUUCCAUUCAAGGGAAAUUUGUAGAAGAAAGACUUAUAGCUGUUGAUGUUGCCUAAUAACAAAGACAAUGCCAAUUUUUUUAUUCCUCGUCAAA
This is a messenger RNA of Amborella trichopoda, 1477 nucleotides long. The record is from RefSeq and is a predicted model, not a curated record. Lineage: Eukaryota; Viridiplantae; Streptophyta; Magnoliopsida; Amborellales; Amborellaceae.